This is a messenger RNA of Nanorana parkeri, 654 nucleotides long. RefSeq names its product myosin-binding protein C, fast-type-like. Gene Ontology annotation, molecular function: protein binding. Lineage: Eukaryota; Metazoa; Chordata; Amphibia; Anura; Dicroglossidae. The record is from RefSeq and is a predicted model, not a curated record. The transcript has 5 exons. The annotation marks the transcript as partial.
AUAAACCUGGCCCAGCUCAUGCUGUUAUGGUCAAGGAGGUCUGGGGAUUUAACGCUCUUCUGGAAUGGCAGCCGCCUAAAGACAAUGGAAACUCUGAAAUCACAGGGUACACAAUUCAGAAAGCUGAUAAAAAGACAAUGGAAUGGUUCACAGUAUAUGAGCACAAUCGUCAGCCACGCUGCACAGUGUCUGACCUCAUCAUGGGAAAUGAAUAUUACUUCAGAGUUUACAGUGAGAACAUAGUUGGCCUCGGUGACACGCCUGGAGUCUCCAAGAACACAGCUGUCAUUGAGAAAACUGGCUUAAUCUACAAGCCUCAUGACUAUAAUGAAAUGGAUGUCUGCAUGGCUCCUAAAUUCCUUACUCCUCUUGUAAACCGCAGUGUAGUGGCUGGGUACAGCACAGCAUUGAAUUGUGCUGUAAGAGCUCAUCCAAAGCCUAAGGUUAUCUGGAUGAAAAAUAAAAUGGAGAUUAGAGAUGACCCAAAAUUCCUCAUGAAACAUAAUCAAGGGGUUCUUACAUUGAAUAUCCGCAAACCCAGCCCAUUUGAUGGUGGAACCUACACCUGCAGAGCCAUCAACGAGCUAGGUGAAGCUGAAGUAGACUGUAGAUUGGAAGUCAGAGUUCCUCAGUAAUCUCAUCUUGGAUUGAUAA